Molecule: messenger RNA, 1522 nt
Organism: Peromyscus californicus insignis
Lineage: Eukaryota; Metazoa; Chordata; Mammalia; Rodentia; Cricetidae
Product: olfactory receptor 12
Exons: 1
Coding region: 551-1522 (323 amino acids)
Biological process (GO): G protein-coupled receptor signaling pathway; sensory perception of smell
Cellular component (GO): membrane
Molecular function (GO): G protein-coupled receptor activity; odorant binding; olfactory receptor activity
Source: RefSeq, a predicted model, not a curated record
UCUGCAAGCCGCAAAGACAUGCAGCUUCAAUGUAGGGGUGGCUGAUCCCUGCUCCGGGUUCAGCCGACAGAUGGGAGGGUCAGCUAGCAUGAGGCUUGAAGGACAAGAGACACUCCUAAACAUUCUUUCAUCAGUCAGAUGGAGUGUGGAAAGUGUAGAUGGUUCUCGGCAGCCGGGUGUACCAAACGCACUGCUCAGAAGCAUCCUCUGCCAUGGAGAAUGAGCAACUCAGACGCAACACAGGGAUGCUAAAAGGCUGUUCGUAACCUGAGGGUCACCGGUGUCUUGAUACCUCUUUGAAUCCCUAGAGCAUAGCUCAGUCUCAUUCACAGAGAGAGCUUGACACAAAUUAGGUAAACUAGAGGAAAUGUCCCUCUUUCAGGCCAUUCCAGCUCAUCUGGUAGGAGAUCAGAACAGCCAGUAAACCUUUGCACAGUGGACAGCAUGUCACCAACAGGCUCCUGCAGCCUGUGGAACAUCCAAUGGCACCGGUGAGAUUUGCUCCCUCUCGCUGCCUCCACCGCCAUCCUCUCUACAUCUGUCCCCACUCAUGGCCACACCAGUCCACAGAAAUGCAAGUCUCUCAGAAGUGUCCUUGCGUGUGUUUGUGCUGGUGGGAUUUGGGGGAGGUGCAGAGACCCAGGCCCUGCUCUUUGCUGUCUUCCUGGUCCUAUAUGUAGUGACCGUCCUGGGCAACCUCACCAUGAUCGUAGUCAUCACCCUGGAUGCCCGCCUGCACUCCCCCAUGUACUUCUUCCUCAAGAACCUGUCCUUUGUCGACCUCUGCUACUCCUCUGUCAUUGCCCCUAAUGCCCUGGCCAACUUCUUUUCCUCUUCCAAAGUCAUCAGCUUUGAGGGAUGUGCCACACAGCUCUUCUUUUUCUCCUUGCUGGCUACCACUGAGACUUUUCUUUUAGCCGUGAUGGCCUAUGACCGUUUCAUGGCCAUCUGCAGUCCCCUGAGGUACCCUGUGACCAUGUGCCACAUGGCAUGUGUUCGUCUGGUUCUGGGUACCUUCUGUGUGGGCUGCCUGAACUCCAUCGUGCAGACCAGCCUCACAUUCCAGCUGCCCUUCUGCAGUUCCAACCGCAUCGACCACUUCUACUGCGACGUGCCCCCACUGCUCCAGCUGGCCUGUGGCAGCACAGCUCUCAACGAGCUCCUUCUCUUUGGCCUCUGUGGGUUCAUCAUUGUGAGCACCACGUUAGCUGUCCUGGUCUCCUAUGGCUACAUCACCGUGACCAUCCUCAGGAUGCACUCAGGAUCCGGGCGGCACAAGGUUUUCUCCACCUGUGGCUCUCACCUGACGGCUGUGUCCUUGUUUUAUGGGACUCUUUUCGUCAUGUAUGCACAGCCAGGAGCUGUGACAUCCAUGGAGCAGGGUAAGGUGGUCUCCAUCUUCUACACCCUGGUCAUCCCCAUGCUCAACCCCCUCAUCUACAGUCUGCGCAACAAGGAUGUGAAGGACGCCCUGUGGCGGCUGGGUCAGAGACACAGCCUCGUGAGGGAGGGUGGGCAGUGA